This is a messenger RNA of Monascus purpureus, 234 nucleotides long. Lineage: Eukaryota; Fungi; Ascomycota; Eurotiomycetes; Eurotiales; Aspergillaceae. The record is from the annotation of a GenBank genome assembly.
AUGACCCAGUACAGACAAGGACAGAUUGUCCGUUUCCGUCCUGUUGCUGCGAGAACCCCCCAGGGCCAUGGGGAAGAGGAUAUAGGUACCAUCACCCAGGUUCUGGUCCAGACUGGGAAUGCGCAAAAUCGGAAUACCGACGUCACUGAAGAUGAUCCUCGGUAUGAGAUCCAAAAUCGGCGGGGGAAGAAGUCGGUAAUCAUGGAGAUGGAUAUCGUGGGCGAGGAAAAGUAG